Zygotorulaspora mrakii is the source of this 4821-nucleotide messenger RNA. RefSeq names its product protein kinase RIM15 (gene RIM15). The transcript has a single exon. Gene Ontology annotation, biological process: peptidyl-serine phosphorylation; phosphorelay signal transduction system. Bases 1 to 4821 code for a protein of 1606 amino acids. Lineage: Eukaryota; Fungi; Ascomycota; Saccharomycetes; Saccharomycetales; Saccharomycetaceae. Gene Ontology annotation, molecular function: protein serine/threonine kinase activity; ATP binding. The record is from RefSeq and is a predicted model, not a curated record. Gene Ontology annotation, cellular component: nucleus; cytoplasm.
AUGGACACAGCAACAACUGAUGAUAAUCUUUUGCCAAUAAUUUCGAAGUCAGCAUCAUCAUCCUCGUCGACAUCUUCUUCCGGUUAUGACAAGCAAUUGCGGUUGGCUACAGAAAAGAACCCUGUCAUAUUGAUGGAGUUAGCGCAGGAUGGCGCUAUAAGAUACAUAUCAGACACCUGGGAAACCUUGAUAGGUCCAAGACACAGGACACAUAUUGCUGAUUUGAUCGUGGGGUCUGAAGACGAUAAGCAGGUGUUUCAUAGAGCUAUUGAGAUGAUGCUAAUGAACGAUGAUCUUAGCUAUACAGUGACGUUCAAUGUUUUACGUACAAAAGACGAGUCUAUAUCAAGUGCAGAAGUGAGUGGAGUGCAUAGCAAUUGUUCUAAUGAAAUUAUAUCUGCGACUGAAGGUGACAGUGAUGAUUCUAGGAUUAUCACUUUGGAAGCUUGUGGGAUAUUGAUUCGUGAUAACGAAACACAUUUGGCACUGCACUCGAUGUGGAUUGUGAAGCCAUACAGUCUUCGAGAGUUUGAAGAGGAAGUAAAUUCCAUCCUACCACCUGAUUUUAUCAAGCGAUUAGGUUUCGGUGCGACUCUUUUUGCUGAGUACUUGAAAGAGAUUGAAAACGAACAAAUAGUGGACCAAGAUGAUCUGCCCAAUCCAAAAAUGGUACUAUGUAGGGUUUGCGAGACAAUUGUCCCCGCAUGGUGGUUAGAAACGCAUUCCGAACAUUGCGUUUGCGAACAUAGGUUGGAUUCCCUGAUACAUUUAUUGCACGAUAACCUAGUAGAGGCGUUGAUGCUUUUGAAAAAUGAUGCAAUUCAAGAAUACAAGCAACUGCCAAUAAAUGUACGAUCAGCUUCUACACAAAUGGUUCUACAAUCUUUGAAAGAAUUAUGUGACAUCGCAAUAAAUGUAAAUAUAAGCGAAAUUCGCUUGCCGGGCAGUACACAAGCAGCAACAGAAGAUAUACUGAUGAAUCCGAUUACUUUGACACAAGGUUACCAACGAGCAAUCUAUGACUUUUCUCCAAAUACUAAAUGGAAUAUUGAAAAUGUUCAGAACUGGCAAGUUAAUAUGAAAGAGGAACUGGAAUCAAAUGUGGGGUUGUCUCUACUAGCUCAUGAUACCAUAGACUUGGCCAAAAAAAAAAUAGAUGCGGUCUUAAGACUGGAUAAUGCGAUGACUUACUCUCUCAAAAUAAAAAACGAAGUCAAUAACUGGGUAUUGCAGUUAAUUCUAAUUCAAAUUGAAAAGAACAGAAAUAAUCUUCGGGAUAAUGCUAACGCUCCGGAUAAUAUCUGUUCAUUGAAAGGAAUUGUCUUAUCAGAUCAGGCUAACGAACCACCUGCACAGGAGAAUGAAACUUUUAACUCUAAUGAGCUACAUUCAUUGGAGGUACACGCUUCUCUUUCAAAGGCUGACGUAGAGAGAGAAGGUCCUAAUGAUUAUGUAAGAUUCCAACAGCCGCAGUUACAUCAUGUCCAAGAGGAAAUAUUCGCUAACUCCUAUAUGCAGAAUGAUAGCAUGCCCGAAAAGAGAAAAGAAGGGCCAGACAUUGAAGUACAACGAAGUGGAAGGGUUUCCAGCGAUCAGAAUUCGAGUUAUAGUAGCUUCAGCAGCACAAGAUUUGAAUCGAAAUCGUUAUCGAGGUCGCUCACACCGAGACAACGGUUAGACGACCAACAAUCUAUAUUGCAAGCAAUUGGGAACGAAUCGUCCAAUAAAAAAGAUUUAUCGACAAUUGAUGUCACUGCAAUUGUGGAUAGGACGGCUACCAGUCCUUCCUUGCCCAGUAUCAUCUCCACAAAACCAAAUAGCUUCACAAAUUCAUCAUUGCUACCGAAGUAUAAAUCAACAGUUUCACUGACUCAGGGAAGAUCUUCCCCACUUCCUUCAAUGGAUGCAGUUCAUCUGUCACGAGAGGACAGCAGUUCCAGACGCAGUGACGAUAAAUCCCCAGUUCUAUUAAAUAGCGGACUUCCAAAGAAUUAUCUUACUCCAGAACAAUAUCCAAGCUCAAGUAGUCUGCCGAAGCAACCAUUAUCCCCGUUGCUGUUGGCUACCAACCAGAGUAAAAGUACAGUUUCAAGCAUUAAGGAUUAUGAUAUUUUGAAACCAAUUAGCAAAGGUGCAUAUGGAAGUGUUUAUCUUGCUCGGAAAAAGCUUACCGGUGAUUAUUUUGCCAUCAAAAUACUAAAAAAAUCUGAUAUGAUUGCAAAGAAUCAAAUCACCAACGUCAAAUCGGAGAGAGCUAUUAUGAUGGUGCAGAGUGAUAAGCCAUACGUCGCUCGUCUUUACGCAUCAUUUCAGAACAAAGACAAUUUGUUUCUUGUAAUGGAAUAUCUUCCCGGAGGCGACUUAUCCAUGCUUAUAAAGAUGAUGGGCUUUCUUCCCGAAAAAUGGGCCAAGCAAUACAUAAGCGAAGUUAUUGUUGGUGUCGACGAUAUGCACCAGAAUUCUAUCAUUCACCAUGAUCUUAAACCUGAUAACCUUUUGAUAGAUCUCAACGGGCAUGUUAAACUCACAGAUUUUGGACUUUCAAGGGCAGGGUUGGUUCGUCGUCAUCAAAACCUGUCUCGACCUCGAAAAGCUAGUCUUUCGCUAGAUAGUGGAGAUCAUAGUUCUGUGGGCUCUAAUGACGUUAAGCCACAGGUAACCUACGUGGAUCAUAGGACGAGAUCAAAUUCAAGUAGUAGCAGCAUCAUAAGACCGUCAUCUUGUAACAGAAAAGGUUCCAUCAAACAUGCAGAUAUAGAGCAACUGCAAGCAGGUCAGUUAGCACAUUCAGCUCAAUCUUCUCAUUCGAUGGCUCUAGGGGAUAUUACUCUAAAGGAAAAGUACAGAAAUGAUUCUCUGACUAGCUCAAAUUCUAAUACAGAUAUUUCUGCCCUACAAAGAAGUGACUCUCAAGUAUCUUUUUCUUUAUUGAAUAUAUCGAGACCUAGUACGCCAACUCUACCAAUUCUGAAUACCAUGCACGUUCGAAAUACUUCUAACGCAUCUGAUAUCCUGUCCGAUACACCUGUUGACUUGGCUCUCUUCCAUCCCGAAGACUCGAGGCAAGAUAAAUCAUUCUUUGGCACACCGGAUUAUUUGGCUCCUGAAACCAUAGAAGGAACCGGGGAAGACGACAGAUGUGACUGGUGGUCUGUUGGAUGUAUUCUUUUCGAGUUGCUUUAUGGCUAUCCCCCAUUUCAUGCCUCUUCCCCUGAGGAUGUUUUCAAAAAAAUUCUUGCUAGAGAAAUUCAAUGGCCUUCUUACUCGAAUCCUGAAGAGCAGGAAGCAUUCGAGAAUUCCUUAGCCAAAGAUUUGCUCUCGAAGUUACUUGUCAUAGAUCCUUCAGAGAGGUUGGGGUCCAAUGGGGCUCAAGAAAUCAAGGACCAUCCCUAUUUUGCAGAUGUUGAUUGGAAUCGUGUCUACGAUGAAGAAGCAUCGUUCGUUCCUAGUAUUGAGCAUCCGGAAGAUACAGAUUAUUUCGACCUUCGGGGAGCAGUCUUGGAAGAUUUCGAUGAUACUGAGGGUGAGUUGGGUGAUACUACUGUUCCAGGUUUCACACCAUUGCUUAAUGCUGGCGGCUCUGAUCGCCGGCACUCUGCUUCUUUCUCCGCAUCUCACGGUGAAUAUAGUCCUAAUACGCCGCUCAACAAGCUCUGUGUGUCAUCAGUUUUGGAAUCCGUGUCGAAGGAAAAUAGCAACAGAUCUUCGCCAACUCUAAAGCAUUUUCCAUUAGCAAUACCGCCUCAUAUGAGGGAUCGCAGAGUCAGCAAAUUGAACGACUCUCAAACCGAGUUUGGCUCCUUUUAUUUUAGAAACCUCUCAGCCUUGGAUAAGGCAAACAAAGAUGCUAUUAACAGGUUGAAGAGUGAGCAUUUAACAGACUCGCCAGGGGGUCAUCGGCGCUCAUCUUCGGCUUCCCAUGUGAGCUCUUCUUCUGAUAGUUCAGGCGCUAGGACAAGGGCCGGUAGAGUUUCAGCUUCUGGAUCACCUGGUGGUGUAGGUCAUGGCCCUAGUAAAUCUUUUAGUGUCUUCGACUCUCCAUCUUUAAAAGUUUCUUCACCGGAUAUGAGUUUUGGCACUGAUUCUAAUAUUUCAGCAAGGAAGGGAAGUGGAGGAAAUAAUCAUAGUUCAGCUAGCAGUGGCAUCUUACAUUUUAAUGAUGAUUUUUCAACUGCAAGUAAAUUGAGAUCGCCAUUGUCACCCACGUAUGGAAAUUCGCCGCAUAUGACACCAUCCCACACUGCAAGAAGUAGAUUGAUAACAAAUAGUUCGCAGCCAAGAAGGGGCUCUAACGAUGUAUCGAUGGAAGAGCACGAGCGACUGUCAGCAAUAUCGAGGGUCAAUUCACUACGUUUCAGAAGAAGAAGUGGACGGAGAAGUUCUGGGAGCAGUGAGGUUGGUUAUCACAUGGAUGUUCUCGUCUGUGAACCCAUUGCAAUCCAUAGAUACCGUGUUAGCAAGGAUCUAGAAUCCCUGGGUUGUUCAGUUGUAAGCGUAGGUGCUGGCGAUGAACUCAUCAGCAGAGCCACAAGCGGAGUAAAGUUUGAUCUUAUAUUCACAGCACUCAAAAUCCCAAAACUUGGUGCAGUGGAUAUCGUUAGGCUGCUAAAACACACUAACAGUGUCAACUCAGCAACACCAGUCGUUGCGAUAACAAACUAUUACCAGGAAGCCAUCAAUGACGACGUGUUCGACGAGGUUCUUGAAAAGCCAGUCGCUUACGAUCAAUUACGGAAAUCCGUGGCCAAAUACGCCUUACAGAAGGCCCAACAGCAGGAAGAUACGAUCAUUAGUGAUAGUGACUUUGAGUCCAAUAGCUAG